AUGAUAGUAGACAUGGUGGUAGGGCACCAGAGCUGCAACGAUCGUGACGCCACUGAAACACUCUUGUAUUUUGACAUGGUAAUUGUGAUGACUUGUGAGGGAAAGAUCAGGACCGAACCACAGUUCGCCAAGCUCUUCUCUGAAGCUGGAUUCGCCAGUUACACCAUUACCCCAGUUUGCGGCCUGCGAGUCCUCAUUGAACUCUAUCCUUAG
Molecule: messenger RNA, 213 nt
Organism: Linum tenue
Lineage: Eukaryota; Viridiplantae; Streptophyta; Magnoliopsida; Malpighiales; Linaceae
Source: the annotation of a GenBank genome assembly